AUGAUCAUAACGAGGUAUUUGGUGACCAAGCGGUCCAGGCUUCUGAACUUUCGCCUGCUUGUCCUGGCAGCGCUGGCCGCGUCAGGAUUUGCAGAGGAGACCCAUGGGGCCUUGAAGGCAGACGACGAGUGUCGCGCUGAGGAUGGCGAAGGCUGUGGCCUCAGCGCGCUGCAGCUUCGAGGCACCUCCAAGUUCAGUCCCGUCUCUGACGACAUCAUGGAUGAGCUGGAGGACCCAGAUGACGAGGAGGAUGAAGAAGAGGAGACUACGACUACGACGACCGAGCCAAAGGCGGAGGAGGAGCCUGAGAAGGAGGAGCAGGAGGAGGACGACGAGAACGCCCCCGAUACCGAGGAGGACCAGCCAGCUGAAGGGGAGGAGGAUGUGACAACCACCACGGUAGAAGGUGAACCGCACCCUGAGGAUGCGAACUGCGCCCAAGUCGAUCAACAGUGCGGCGGACAGUGGUACUACGGCCCACAGUGCUGCCCACAUGACCACAUCUGCUACGAGGUGAAUCAGUACUACUCAAAGUGCGUCACCCACGAGACAGCUGAGGAGAUGGCCAAGCACGAGACUACGACCACCACCACGACCACGAAUGCUGACCCACAGAAUUGCCGCAUGGGAUAUCAGCAGUGCGGUGGCACCAACCAAGACACGAAGAUGAACUAUACUGGCACCACCUGCUGCCAUGCCGGCUUCUUUUGCAAGCAGGUCGAUCGUUUCUACUCCCAGUGCGAACCGGUGGACAAGAACAGCUCCUUCAUGCCCUAUGAGCCCACGGAGCAGCUUCAGGAGAACAGCAAUGCCACGUUGUUCACCUUUUACGUCUACCGCGCAGCCACCGAGGAUGAUGACUACGUUGAGAACAUCAACGUGGGAGAUCUUGGUGGCACCUUGUGGUACCUGCACAACGAGGUCGUGUGGGAGAGGCCCCGCAAGUUUGGCAUCAGCAGGAUUCUCCGCUACAAGAUCCAGACACGUGCCCCGCAGCCUUUGUACGACCUGGGAAUGAACUUCGGUGUCCGCUUCUCCUACGAUGCUGCUCAGUGCACAGGCCCUUGGUCGUGUGACGUGAACUACGAGAAGUUCGGGUACUUCGUCGGAUGCAACAAUCUUGGCAUGUUCCCUUUCCCCACCUAUGACACACACUAUCCCAACGCCAAGUGGUUUGCGCUGCCUGGAGAAUGCUCCUCCAAGAAAUUCGAGGACAAGGAUGAGAAGUGCAAGGUGGAGCAGCCGGGAGGGCGCUGCGAGGGUACCCCAACUGGUCAAGGCAACUGCACCUACAGCAUCGAGCUCAUCGGCAAUAUGUCGCUGGAUGAGAUCGAGGGAAUUCCUCCCUAUGAGAUGUUCAUCCACAUGGCAGGAGAGCAUGUUGAGUACAACAAGACAACGGACAAGGGUGUUGGCGUGACAUUCUGGGAUGGCAUCAACGACACGGCCAAGAAUGUGGAGCGCAUCGAGAGAGUCCGCAUGCUUUUUGAGCACCACUAUCCCGACCAGGCCCUCGAUGAGGACAUGACGCCUCCGGCCUGUGACUUUGAUUUCGAGGUCUUCUACGGAACCUCCACCACCACAACCACUACUGUUGGCACCACCACCACCACACUCAGCACUGAGUCAACGACCACAAAGUUUUGGUUCUACCCUACAUCAGCUGCCCCCACCACGGAGACAGAGGCGGCCACAUCCGAGGAGGUAACGACUUCUGAAGAGACCACGGGUGCCCCAAUCGUGACCACCACCACCACAACCACCACUACCACCACUGUCGAGGCUGUGUCAACCACCGCAGAGACCGUAAAUGCCACUACAGAGGCCGCUACCGAAGUUGCGGAAACAACCACUCUUGGACCUACGACAACUCCAUAUGGCUGCAAGGAUGCCACCAUCGGCUCACAUUGCUACUCAUCGGUGGUGUGGGCCAUGGAGCACGGGCUCAAGUUGCACCCAACUUGGUAUCCUGGCCUCACCUCCGAGUCCACCUUCGCUGAGUUCCAGGGCCGGGUGCACUUGGUCACGCCGGACGUGUGCCCAGUGCCUUGCACGGCCCACGCUGGCUGCCACGAUGCUGUGGAGGGUGAGUCCUGCUACUCUGCCGUGAAGUGGGCCAUGAAGUCCGGCAUCAAGAGGCAUCCCAAGUGGAGCUUUGGCUGCUCAAAACGGGGCUUUUGGGUAUUUGGAUAUCUUCGAUCUGUUGCUUCUCAGGCUUUGGACAGGUUUAUUGUUUUCGUGCGGUUUCAGGAUUCAUGGCUUAUCAUGGUUCCCUUCAACAAGGAGAGGCAUGCAUACUGA
This is a messenger RNA of Symbiodinium pilosum, 2301 nucleotides long. Lineage: Eukaryota; Dinophyceae; Suessiales; Symbiodiniaceae. The record is from the annotation of a GenBank genome assembly.